Messenger RNA from Lolium perenne, 2360 nucleotides. RefSeq names its product WEB family protein At2g38370. Gene Ontology annotation, biological process: chloroplast avoidance movement; chloroplast accumulation movement. NCBI's taxonomy places the organism in Eukaryota, Viridiplantae, Streptophyta, Magnoliopsida, Poales, Poaceae. Gene Ontology annotation, cellular component: cytosol. The record is from RefSeq and is a predicted model, not a curated record.
UCAGGCAGGCCAACGGCUACCACCAAACGGCUCUCUCCGCCCGCGGGUCAACCGCACCUACUAAACAAGAACCCACAUUUCCCCUCCCUCUCCGCCCAAACCCAAGAACCCCAGCAGCGCACACACCACCCGAGAAAAAGCAAGAGAGAACGGGUCCCGAUGACCGGCGAGGUGCUGCACGACCUUCCCCCGGCGGUCGGCGGCGGCAGGGCGGAGAUCGACACCUCGGCGCCGUUCGAGUCCGUGCGCGAGGCCGUCGACCGCUUCGGCGGCAGCGCCGCCUGGAGCUCCCACCUCGUCCGCCGCAUCUUCGCGCACCACAAGAAACAGGACCAGCGUGCGGCGGGGACUGAAGACGACGAGCAGUGCGUCAGCCUGGAGCAGCAGACCGCGCAGCUGGAGAGGGAGCUCGGGGUCAAGGAGAGGGAGACGCUCGAUGUGCUCAAGGAACUGGAGGCCGCCAAGAGGGUUAUCGCGGAUUUGAAGCUCAAGAUACUCAAGAAAACAAUUGAGAUACUGCAGCCUGCAGAACCUGAAGAGAAGCAGCAGCCGGAGGAUAGCUGCUGUAUCACUGAAGUGCACACUGCAGAACAUGAAGGGCAGCAGCCUGAGGGUAACAACUGCUCCAACAGUGAAGUGCCCACGGAAGAACCUGAAGAAAAGAAGCUGUCCGAGGGAAAUGCUGAAGCUGAUGUGGAGAUGUGUGGCGGUCUCAAUGAACAAGAGCAGAAGCCUGAGGACAGCUGCUGUAUCACUGAAGUACCCACGGCAGAACACGGUGAGAAGCUGUUUGCGAGAAAUGCUGAAACUGAUGUUGAGAUGUGUGGCCGUCUCACCGAACAAGAGCAGCACCAUCACCCUGCUGCCUCGGUUCUAAUGGAGCUUGAGCGGGCAAAGUCGAACCUGAACAGAACCACGAGCGAUCUGGCUGCCAUAAGAGCCUCCAUCGAGUCGCUGCGCAACGACAUUCUGACCGAGAAGAUGCUGGUGGAGAGACGCCGAGAGAAGGUGUCCUCUAAUGCCACAUUGGUCUCCUCUCUGGAGGAGGAGCUGGACCAGACCACACAGCAGGUGCAGACGCUCAAGGAUCUGCAGCGAAGGCGCCAAGAUCCCUCGGGCAUUUUCAUCGAGAUCAAGAGGAUGACUUCUGAGAUAGAGCAGCUCAGGAAUGCAGCAAACGCGUCGAAAUCUGAAGCCAUGAUGCUAGCUGCUGAAAUUGAGCAGACGAAGGCUACCAUCGGCACUGCUGAAGUCAGGUGUCUUGCAGCCAAGAAGAUGGAGGAAGCAGCAAGAGCAGCUGAGGCUCUUGCGCUCGCGGAGAUCAAGGCCCUACUAAGCAGCGAAGCCUCGGCUGAAGGUCUCCAGGGCACAGAUGGAGUGGACCUUUCAGUGGAAGAGUACUUUGAGCUGGCUUCGAAGGCUCGAGAGGCCGAUGAAAGCUCAAGGAACAAGGUUGCAGCUGCCAUGGUACAUGUUGAUGAAGCCAACCAAUCAAAGUCAGAGUCACUCACAAGACUAGAGGAAGCCAAACUGGAGGUUGAGGAAUGCAAGAGAGCACUACAAGAGGCCCUGAAGAGGGUUGAUACCGCCAACCGAGGGAAGUUUGCAGCGGAAGAGACCCUUCUCAGAGGGCGAUCUGAGAGUGGACACAAGAGGCGCUCGCUCCGUGGCUCUCCCAAGUUCAAACAUGCAGCACAUCGUCACAAAGAUUCUCGUUGCACGGAUAUCGUUGAUGUUUCAAGCAACUCCCUGAAGCCGACGCUGUCCAUCGGGCAGAUACUGAGUAUGAAGCUAAUGGGGCCUGAUGGGUAUGACAAAAGCGUUUCGGAUGACACGAGCGAAACUUCUAAUGUCUCCCUUGGUCAGAUCCUGAACAGAAGGCAGGCGAUCUUGUAUAACAGUGAUACAAGUGCUAACAAGAAAUUCUCUGGAAAGAGGAAGAAGUUUGCCUUCACUGGACUUUCAGUUUUCUUGGCAAAACAAGCCAAGAGCAAGAAGAAGAGAGGAUCCGAUUAAAAGUGAUGUUAACUUUGCAGCAACCAUAUUAGCUAGUUACUGAGUAUUGUGACACCUAUUUCCAUGUCCCAUGUUUCUGUACAAUGUUCGUAGGAGUAUAUGUUUGUAUGUCCAUGUGUGUCAGGCUAGCAUCUGCUGACUGAUGUUGCUGGUUAGGGUAGUUAGAUUAGUAUCAUGCCGCUCUAUGAAAAUGGAAGACAUCAGUUCAGUUAGCUUAAUUUGUAUCAUGACUACCCUCUGGACAUGAAACACAUCGGUCCAGUUUGCUCUCUGCCCUGUGGACAUGGAACUAUGGAAGUCAUUGAUUUUUAGUAUCCUGAUAUCUUCAGGCAAAACCCUUCUUA